This is a messenger RNA of Punctularia strigosozonata HHB-11173 SS5, 234 nucleotides long. RefSeq lists its product as uncharacterized. The record is from RefSeq and is a predicted model, not a curated record. Lineage: Eukaryota; Fungi; Basidiomycota; Agaricomycetes; Corticiales; Punctulariaceae. The transcript has 3 exons. Bases 1 to 234 code for a protein of 77 amino acids.
AUGCAGCUCAAGAUCGCCUCAAUCAUCUUGGCCUCCGCCGCCGUUGCGUUUGCCGUCCCCAACCCGCAGGCAGAUACGACUAUCACCACCAACACCGCCCUCGAGACCCUCCGCACGUUCACCAUGACGCGCGUCAGGAACACCGUCCUUCAACACGCGCCCUACCUGACGCAGACGACGGAGAUCAUCACCUACACUCAGUCCGCGCCGAUCCCAACCAGCACGUCCGCUUAG